This is a messenger RNA of Culicoides brevitarsis, 1407 nucleotides long. Its product is annotated as monocyte to macrophage differentiation factor. NCBI's taxonomy places the organism in Eukaryota, Metazoa, Arthropoda, Insecta, Diptera, Ceratopogonidae. The record is from RefSeq and is a predicted model, not a curated record. Gene Ontology annotation, molecular function: pore-forming activity. The transcript has 3 exons. The coding region runs from base 128 to 985 and encodes 285 amino acids. Gene Ontology annotation, cellular component: membrane.
AAUCGCAUCGGUUCCUAAAUUUAUUUUUUUCGCAAUUCCCACAGGAUUUAAGCCAUCCAGGCACUUGGAAAUUGCAAAACAUCAUUUCAGUUGUGACGACAGCCUCGAAAAACCCAAAAGUUCAUUGAUGAGCAGUCCCAAACACGUGUCGUCGUCGUCGGAAGAUGGAAUUUUUCGUCGAAAAUUAGAAGGAAGAAGCAAUGAAAAACGAGAAAUGGACCGAAAAGCCUGCAGCGCAGUCCAGCAAUUGCGAAUGAAGAUGCAAACGCAGUGGGAAAAACUUCCAUGGGAGAGACUCAAAAGUGUCAAAUGGAAAAAUGAUCGAGUUACGAAGCAGGGAGCUGCUUAUGUGCCCACAGAGAUCGAACACAUUGCGAAUGUAAUUUCUCACGGCAUCUGGAUAAUUCCGGCAUUUUACGCGUUCCUGCAUCUCCUUCUUCGAAGUCAGAGCUCCUCACAAACACUCGCAGCAAUAAUUUACGGCAUCUCCCUCUCGUCCCUAUUCUUCAUUUCCACAUGUUUCCAUAGCGUUCAUUAUUGUGCGGAGCACACGACGCUCAAAGACACCCUUCAUCGCUGUGAUCGCGCCAUGAUCUACAUUUUCAUCGCCGGUUCGUACUACCCGUGGCUCAGUUUAGGCGAUCCGCUUCACCCGACGAUCUGUUUCGCCUUCAAAUGGGCAAUUUGGAUCCUUGCCGCCCUCGGAAUCCUGUAUCAGCAAUUGUAUCACGAGCGUUUCAAGACUCUCGAAACCGUCUUUUACGUCAUCAUGGGCCUCGGACCGUCUGUCGUGAUAAUUUUGUACGGACACGAGUUCAUGGGCAUGUCGGAACUCAAACUGGGCGGAUUAAUUUACAUCUUGGGCAUUGCGUUCUUCAAGGCAGACGGCAUCAUUCCCUUUGCGCACAGCAUCUGGCAUUUGUUUGUCGUGCUCGCAGCUUCCGUGCAUUAUUAUGCGAUUUUGAAUUAUUUGUAUCCAGACUAAAAGUGAAUGGAAAAUUUGUGAAAAAAUUCUGAUCUCAAUUUUUUUAAGGAAUCGUGUGCAAAAAAUACUCAACAUCACACCGAAAAUUAAUAGUUCAACAGUAGUGCCAACUAAAAGACAAAAAAAUAAACAAAUAGUAACUAAAAAGCUUCCUCGUUAAGCUUUCCAAGAAAAAUUCACCGAUUUUUAGAAAAAUAUUCGAAUUUUGACCAAUAUUGUUAACGAUUUCAUAGAAACCAACAAACUACUUAUAGAAUUAAGAUACAAAAAAAAGAGUGAAAACUUUUUUCAAUACUCGAAAAAAUGAUCGAAGAUCGAGAUUAUUUUUUGUAGUUGUAGAAAAUACGAUUUUAUGUUAUACUAUAUGUUUUCUGUGAGAAAAUCUUUAUUUAUAUGUGCAAAGAAAAAAAAAUGUCUAGAAG